Molecule: messenger RNA, 1059 nt
Organism: Acanthosepion pharaonis
Lineage: Eukaryota; Metazoa; Mollusca; Cephalopoda; Sepiida; Sepiidae
Source: the annotation of a GenBank genome assembly
AUGAAUCGUAAUAGAUUGAUAGCGAACAGUAAUAUCUAUCUAUCUGCUAGUCCUUCUCUAAUCUAUCUAUCUAUCUAUCUAUCUAUUCAUCUAUCUAUCUAUCUAUCUAUCUAUCUAUCUCUCAGUCUUCUCUCUCUCUCUAUCUCAGCCUUCUCUAAUCUAUCUAUCUAUCUAUUUAUCUAUCUAUCUAUCUCAGUCUUCUCUCUCUCUCUCUCUAUCUAUCUAUCUAUCUAUCUAUCUAUCUAUCUAUCUAUCUCAUCCUACUCUAAUCUAUCUAUCUCUCAGCGUUCUUCUAUCUAUCUAUCUAUCUAUCUAUCUAUCUAUCUAUCUAUCUAUCUAUCUGUGCUCAUCUAUACAUAUGUAUCUAUGAGUCUAUCUCCUGAACAACGGGACGCCAUGGCGUUUUGUCCUCUUCCUUACUCUUUUCCUUUCCUUGUUCGUUGGCCUGUCACUCGCCUAUUGCUUGACCACUGUCAUUUGGCCGAACCACGGCAUCAUGUCUGUUUUAGCUGUCAGUCAGACAAGUCAAUCGGAGACGUUUCUCCUUUGUCCCUGGGAUUUCAGCCCAUCCAUCUUGUCUGUUCUAUGCUUCUUACCGCCCAACUGUCCGUCAACAUAAGCUCCAAGCCCUACGACAAAAAUGGACAGUUACUCUCCCAAAGACAAUUUCAUUGGAGUCGCAUUCUCACACAUAAAAAAAAAACAUAUAUGUGCGCAUACACAUGCGCUUCCUACUAUCUAUCUAUCUAUCUAUCUAUCUAUCUAGCACUGUUUACUAUCGAUCUAUUACGAUUCAUUACCUACUUACCUAUGUAUCUAUUUAUCUAUCACUGUUCACUAUCUAUUUAUUACGAUUCAUUAUAUAUCUAUCUAUCUAUCUAUCUGCUAGUAAAUAUUGAAUUCUAUAUCCACACUGAAUCUAUCUAUCUAUCUAUCUAUCUAUCUAUCUAUCUAUCUAUCUAUCUAUCUAUCUAUCUAUCUCAGCCUUCUCCAACCAACCUACCUAUCUAUCUAUCUAUCUAUCUAUCUAUCUAUCUAUCUAUCUAUCUAUCUAUCUAA